Prinia subflava (tawny-flanked prinia) is the source of this 4768-nucleotide messenger RNA. RefSeq names its product maturin, neural progenitor differentiation regulator homolog (gene MTURN). Bases 72 to 467 code for a protein of 131 amino acids. Gene Ontology annotation, cellular component: cytoplasm. Gene Ontology annotation, biological process: regulation of signaling; positive regulation of megakaryocyte differentiation. The record is from RefSeq and is a predicted model, not a curated record. The transcript is spliced from 3 exons. NCBI's taxonomy places the organism in Eukaryota, Metazoa, Chordata, Aves, Passeriformes, Cisticolidae.
GGGGCGGCGCGAGGCGCGGGCAGCGCGGGGGACGCGGGCGGGAGGCGGCGGCGGCGGCGGCGGGGUCGGCGAUGGCUUUCGAGGCGCUGGCGGAGGCGGCGGAGCGGUGGUGCGCCCGCACGCCCUUCCAGCUCAUCGCCGCCGAGGAGACGGAGCGGCGCAUGGACUUCUACGCCGAGCCCGGCGUCUCCUUCUACGUGCUCUGCCCGGAGGCCGCCUGCGGCGACAAUUUCCAUGUGUGGAGCGAAAGUGAGGACUGCCUACCUUUUCUGCAGCUCGCACAGGACUACAUCUCCUCCUGUGGGAAAAAGACACUCCAUGAAAUACUGGAAAAAGUCUUCAAAUCCUUCAGACCCUUACUUGGGCUUCCAGAUGUUGAUGAUGAUGCAUUUGAAGAAUAUAACGCAGAUGUGGAAGAAGAGGAACCAGAAGCCGAUCACCAACAGAUGGGUGUCAGUCAGCAGUGAUUUUCUGAGAAGCUAUAAAAAAAUUCGGAAGCCUUUGGUUCCAGGUGGGGUCAGGUGGUCCCAUGUUAGCCUGUUUGAAUUAGCACGUCACAAGGGGAUAUCUGGCUGCCAAGAUAAAAGUUUUACAAAAAACGGUUCAAAAAAAAUUAAUAAUAAUCUGUGAUGAGCUUUGCUAAGAAGUGACCUGAAUUUUGCUCCUGCUUCAGUGGGUUUUCUAUGGAGUUGUCUUGGUAGCAUUCUGCUGUUAUCAGUCUAGAAGUAGUUUCGUCGCUGACUUGUCUCUUCAAUUUGUGUUCAAGAGUAGUGUUUGCUGACAUGAAUGUAGAGUACUGAGAAUGUAGGAGGUGUGUGGGAAGAGUGCCCAGUCCUCACCAGUGACCUUUCCAAGGAAACCAGUGCAGAGAGCAAACACAUCCUGCGCUUCUCUUUUUAGUUCAACAGCUAUAGGUUUUGACAAAGUACCAAACGUGGAGAGACUUCUCCUGAAAAACAGUAGUUUAGUAGUGGAUGGUGCUGCAGAAGUGCAUAUCAAGACUUAACAAAAAUAAUGGGAAGUAGGAAAUCCAGGGGGUGUCAGACAUAUUGGUGUCAUUUCACUGACACCUGAGUUUCCAAGUGCUGAAUUGAUAACUGGGAGUAACUGGCACCAGCAGCACACAUUGUAGCCAGCCCUGGUACUCCAACACCAUGUGAUCCAAAGGCAAGUGCUGCUUUCUUACAAAUCAAGUAAAAAAUAGCCAUCACCUAUCCCACUUCUGCAUGACAACUAACUUCAAGCUUUGCUGGUUUUGAUACACUGCCAAAUUAUUACUCAAACCUUGUGGCAUCGUGCAUUAGGACCAUAGAAUCGUAUAGUAUGCUAAGUUGGAAGACACCCAUCAGAAUCCUCAAGUCCAACUCCUGGCCCUGUGCAGGACACCCCAAGAGUCACACUGAGUGUGCCUGAGAGCACUGUCCAAAUGCGUCUUGAGCUCUGUCAGGCUUGUGCUGGGACCACUGCCCUGGGGAGCCUAUUCUGGUGCCCAGCCACCCUCUGGAUGAGGAACCCUUUCCUGAUAUCCAACCUAAACCUCUCCUGACUCAGCUUCAGGCCAUUCUCAGGUUCUGGCACUGGUAAUGAGAAUGAAGAGAUCUGUAGCUGCCUCUCUUCUUCCCCUCCUGAGGAUGCUGAAGACCACAAUGAGGUCUCCCCUCAGUCUCCUCCAGGCUGAAACAAACCAAGUGACCUCAGCUACUCUUCACCAGGCUUCCCUUCCAGACCCUUCACCAUCCUUGUUGCCCUCCUCUGGACACCCUCUAAUAGUUUCAUGUCUUCUUUACAUUGUGGCUCCCAAACCUGCCCCCAGCACUUGAGAUGAGGCUGCCCCAGUGCAGAGCAGAGCGGGACAAUCCCCUCCCUUGACUGACUGGUGAUGCUGUCCCUGAUCCACCCCAGAUUGGCCCUCCUGGCUGCUGGGGCACUGCUGACUCACAUUCAACUUGCCAUCAACCAGAAGCCCCAGAUCCCUUUCCACAGGGCUGCUCUCCAGCCUCUCAUUCCCUGGUCUUUACACACAACCAGGGCUGCCCUGUCCCAGGUGCAGAAUCCAGCACUUGCCCCUGUUAAACUCCAUAGGGUUGGUGAUUGCCCAUCUCUCUAAUUUGUUGAAGUCUCUGCAGGGCCUCUCUGCCCUUGAGAGAGUUGACAGCUUCUCCCAAUUUAGUGUCGUCAGCAAACUUACGUAGUAUUCCUUCUAGUCCUGUGUCCUGGUUGUUAAUGAGAUGUUGAAGAGCACAGGGCCAAGGAUGGAGCCCUGUGGAACCCCUCUGGUGACAGGUCGCCAGUCUGAUGUCACCCUAAUCACUGUAAGCCUUUGUGCCAAGCCUGUGAACCAGUUGCUCACCCAUCCCAUGACAUGUUUACCCAGCUGUGUGCUGGACAUUUUAGUCAGAAGGAUACUUUUGAUACAGUAUCAAAAGCUUUACUGAACUCGAAAUAUAUUACAUCAACUUACUUCCCUUGAUCAACUAGAUGGAAUACUUUGUCAUAAAAGGAAAUCAGGUUUGACAAGCAGGGCUUUCCCUUCAUGAAGCUAUGCUGGCUGUGACCAGUGACUGCAUUGUACUCCAGGUGUUUUUAUAAAUCUUCCAGAAUAAUAUUUUCUGUGAUUUUACUGGGCACUGAAGUGAGACUGACAGGCCUGUAGUUUCCAGGAUCUUCCUUGACUGCAACUUGAAUGCAACUUAACACUGAAGCCAUAAGGGUAUCAACCAGCACCUGGCUCUUAAAAUUAUGCUGGAUCUCUUCUUGGGCCUUUGAGCUAGUCUGGGCAUUUACACCUUAUUGGAGGGGAGCUGAAAUACUGCUUCAGCUGACGUAAAAUCUAGUGAGGUUUUAUUUGUAAGGGGACUUGCUCUGCAAGGGGUUUGGCGAGGGUCUUAGUAUGAAGGAGAAGACCCCUCAUAUUUUUAGCCUGUUUUAUGUAGUUCCAAGUAACUUGGAUGAGUGCCAGACUGUGAAGAUGCAGGGUCUCUUUCUUUACUUGCCUUUUGUACCGAAAAUAUAAAAAGCAAAGGUAAUUCUGUUGUAAUACAGCUGUUUUCCACAAUCAAGAAAGAUAUUUCUAAAUUUCUUCCUUUUUUUCCAAUUUUUUAAAAAUUGUGAAAUGAAGGUCACACGCUUCAAAAGCCCUUUUAUACAGAAUUAGCUUUAUAAAAACAAAGAGUGAGUGAAGAGAAAGCGCUUGGACAACUCCUAUAAACAACUCGCAUCGUUUUGAAAACCCUGUUGUUAACAAUACUCUCUUUUCAAUAGAUUUUUUAGAGACUUUUUCCAGAGUUACUAAAGAGAGCAUGUUUUCUUGAUGGUUUACAUUUAUGAUGAUGGUUUGAGAGAUGCAUAGCACAUGAUUUUUUCUAUCGGCAGCAAAGAUCUUCCAUAACUGGGAUGAUGUGUGUUACCUGAGUCUGCACAGAAGUGUCUGCAACACUGUAAAAGAGUUUAAAAAUAUAAAAAGUGGAAGAAAAACAGUGCUUAAUGCAACUUUGUACAUUCUUUCAGCAUGCAGGCGUAGACAUGGUAGUUGCAGCACCUUUUCUAUGGACUAGUGACGUGAGAACUGUGGCAGUUCACUGUAUAACACUGUACAGCAGCAAUAGGCUUUUUGCUUACUGAAAUAAAGUGUAAGACCAGUGGUUUCCAUCCCUGCUUUAAGCCCCUAAGUUUUUCUUUCCUCUCCAGCUAGGACAGAUGCUGUAACCUUAAACAGAGCCUUCCUUUGGGAGAACCUUUCUCUUCAUAGCAUCCAGUCCUUGUGCUGUGGCUCACAGAAGUAGAUGUUAUGGGGCUGGCUUUUCUCUGCUCUCAUGUAAUGCAAGCAAGCAAUUUACAGUAGUGCAGGCUGGAGGCAAAGUCUUGCUGUUCAGGUUUGCUGGGCACUUGCACUCAUCUGUUUGAGGGGCAGGUGCAGGCACCCCUCACACAUCUGCACAUUGAGCUGGGCUGUGCGCCUGGGCUGAUGGGACACAACCCUCUGCCUUCUGCAGACAGGCAGGCCUCCAGCUGGAAUGGUCCCACCAUCUGGCUCGGCGUGUGGCUGCACAGACAGUGCUGGCACAGCAGAAGGGAGGCUGCAGGGUGGACAUGGGUGGGAGUUGAGGACCUGCUGCUAAAUGUGCCUUGCAUGGUGUCAGGGGCCUGUGGUGGAGGUUUUAGACUGGCCUAAGUGCUGUGAGGUAUUGACUCCACAAGGCUCAGUGGGAGCUGGGCGCUGGUGGCAGAGGGAUAUACAGGAAUUCAUGAAAUGAGGAAAGACUAAGAUGUCGUGCUUGUAAUUGCAUGCAGGAGGUUACAAUGUGUACUGCACUCUGCUACCUUUCCCUGCAUAUUGAUUGAAUUGUUAAUGACCGGUUGAGCAUUAAUACAGUUGCAAGCAAACAAUGCUGUAAAUCAUGUAGAUAUAUUAUUAUUAUUAUUAUUAUUAUUUUCUGUAUUCACUAACUCACUUUUUCUUUGGAAUUCAUAUGCCAUUUGAGUGACUUCCACACAGACUGCAAGUGCUGCCCUUCUGCAGUGCUCUCCUCUGCAAAACUCCCACUGAAGCCAGUGAAAUUUUGUUCAGACAGGACCUGCAGGACCAUGGGAUGUGUGAGGCUUGGUCCUGCAGAAAGCUGAGUGCUCUCAUUUCCUCCCACUUUGCUAGGAGCUGAAUGUGUUGAGCCCUGCUGCUGAACUGAAGCAUGACCAGACAGCACUGAGAAUAAACUGGAAUUUUAUACAUAGAAAAUUUAAUUUACAUGUAAUAAAUGUGAAUGAGAAUGUA